GGCAGGCAGCAACCUGCCCUGACCCGCCCUGACCCCGCGGAGCACAGCUCCCAGAUGAAAGCCUGGGCCGGGCCGGGCUUGUCGGAAUGCAGCUGCAGUAAAUUAUUGUCAGCUCUAAGCCGCAGCGCUCCAGAGGGUUAGUUGCUGCUGCCGCCAUGACAACCGGAGUUGACGGUGUUAGAGCGCAGACAGCAGGGAAGACAGGACAGCCGCCGCUCUGUCUCAUGUUACUGUUGAUUAAUCUGCAUUUUAUUACACUAAUCUCACUUUUUAAAAAUCUGAUCUCAUUAGGUCGUCACGAGGACCCUCCUCCUGCCGACAUGAGCUCGCGAGCCCCGCAGCUGCGCGCGCCCUUCCUCCCUGUCACUAAGAGCUCGUGCAGCCUGAACAUGCAGGCGAGCGCGUUCAGCGACCCCCAGCAGCAGCAGCAGCAGUUCGGGGACUUGAUGUUGCCCAGCAACGACUACAGUUUCAGUUCCAGAGGAGCCGUGGACUACAACUCCCUGCCUCCUCUGCCCACUUCCUCCCCGCUGCCCUGGAGUCACGCGAUGUCCUCAGACGUGGACUACUACGGCCAGGGGACGGCGGCCUGCUCCUCAUCAGAGUCCCUGACACUCUACACCCCCCUGGAUCCCAACAGCUACUCCCCGCAGGACUCCUUUUCCUCUUCYUCCUCGUCUUGCUAUGACUCACCCACCAGGAUGGAGUCCAGUUUCCACGGCUUCCUCUCAAAACGCUACCCCUAUCAGUACUGCAGCCCCCAUCAGGACAGUGUGGCCGGCUGCUGGCCAGCCCAGCUGGAGAGCGCCCCCCUCGAUGAGUACGCCCCCUACUGCCCCCCCACAGACUAUCCCUACAUCCAGCCUGUGGAGGAGAGCUACUUCAGGAAGGAUUUCCCUCUGGGCUCUGAAAUGUGUUACAAUAUUCUAUGAUGAGGAGUCCCAGCAGGAUUACAUUGUAUCUGUUUGCACACUGCAAAAACACAAAAUCUCACCAAGUAUUUUUUGUCCUGUUUCUAAUGCAGAUAUCCUAGUAUACUUGCAAUAAGACAAAACCAACUUMAAAUGAACUUUUCAGCAAAAAUAUGACAUUGUUUCAAGUGAAUAAUUUCAUAAYGUUGAUGAAAAAGUACUAGUUCCAUUGGCAGAUUAUUUCACUUUUAACAUGACAUUUUUCCAUGUUGUAAGUGAAAUAAUCUACUGGUAGAUUUUUCAUCAGUAUUAAGAAAUGAAAUACUUAAAGCAUCUGUUGCUGAAAAGUUACUUUWAAGUUAGUUUUGUCUUAUUGCAAGUAUAUUGUGAUAUUUGCAAUAGAAACUAGAACAAAAUGACUUGGUAAGAUUCUGUGUCUUUGCUCUGUAAAUGGGACUCAGCUGGACGGUUUGUUCUCUGACCGCUGCACUGGAGUGGCUGAUGAUUGUUUAAUGGAUACAGACAGAUAUUUUUCUAUAAUUGUUUUUUACAACCUUGAUUUAUUGUAGUACUCAUGAUUUGUUAUUAUUCACAAUA
Poecilia reticulata (guppy) is the source of this 1508-nucleotide messenger RNA. NCBI's taxonomy places the organism in Eukaryota, Metazoa, Chordata, Actinopteri, Cyprinodontiformes, Poeciliidae. The record is from RefSeq and is a predicted model, not a curated record.